Etheostoma cragini (Arkansas darter) is the source of this 4983-nucleotide messenger RNA. It is a transcript of the gene znf384a, whose product is annotated as zinc finger protein 384 a. Gene Ontology annotation, biological process: regulation of transcription by RNA polymerase II. The record is from RefSeq and is a predicted model, not a curated record. Gene Ontology annotation, molecular function: RNA polymerase II cis-regulatory region sequence-specific DNA binding; DNA-binding transcription activator activity, RNA polymerase II-specific. Gene Ontology annotation, cellular component: nucleus. Lineage: Eukaryota; Metazoa; Chordata; Actinopteri; Perciformes; Percidae. The transcript has 10 exons. Bases 1072 to 2844 code for a protein of 590 amino acids.
GAACUGUUUUGUUCAGUCUGUCUGAGAGCGCCGUCGUCCCAACCGCCGGAAGUCUGCAUGAAGCUGCGUCUCCUACAGUGGCGGCGGCGUCGACGUUUUUUUUUUCUGUCUUCGUUUUUUUUUUAUUCGAGACUUUUUUUUUCUCUUUUUUUAUUUUCUCACAGCGAGAUGAGCAGGGAGUGAGGAAUGGAGGCGUAGGCAGCGAGGCUGUUUGUAUUUACUUAGCGGCCAGCUAGUUAAGCAUAUCACUAUACAGGCCUCCUUGCAUCUAUAGCAAGCCAGCGAACAAAAGGAGAAAAUUAAUGGAGGCAAGUUAGCUAGCUCCACCAGUCUUGUUGCGUUAACCAGCUAACGCUAGCCAUGUUUGUUUACAACCCAGAUGUCUCAUUAAGCUCUUGACAGCUGGUUAGGUGCAGUGUGACACCUCUGUGCUGAGUGCUUUGCAAGGGGCUUCCUGUUUUAAAGGAUUUAUGACAAACUCGUUUUAACAAGAAUUACUCUAUCACAGCCCGCAGCUAGCAGUACCCCAGUUUUGGAGCCAGCUAGUGUCCUUCGUCAAACGUGGCUCUCAGAGCACUAAAACAUUGACUUUGUAUUAGCUGCACUAACAAUGGCUCUACAUUGUCAGAUAGCUGCAGCCUGUGGAAAAUUUAAUUAGUUUGCCAUAGAAGCUUGCCCAGUCACGUGUUUGUAGGUAGUGGAGGGGGAGAGGAGGCUCACGAAAACAACGUUAAACAUGCCUUGAGUUAUGCACUGAAUGUUUUGCAUGAAAUGUAUCGUUGCCUCAUCUGUUUCAGAGAUAAACGUUAUUAUAUAAGUGUAUUUUGUUGUUACGUGGAAGUUAAUUUUUCAUGGGCAUAUACUCCCCUGGAUAAUCUAACAGUUAUUAGUAAUAUUAAAUAUCAGUUCAGCUGUACUAACAAUACCAUGCUUGCUUUUCUUUGUAUGUGAGCAAUGUGGCUGUGCAUGGCAUUUACAAUCUUCACGUGCAUACAGAAAACCAAAACUCAAAACCCAGCAAAGUAUGUGGAAAUAAACUGCAAAUGCAUGCCAACAUAGAACAAUGAAACUAUGAAACUUCCUUCUUUGUGCUACAGAAAACAUGUUGCCUAUGUGUCAGUGGGAGAUGAUCGGGAAACAGAAGAUCAGAGGUUUGAUAAUGAAAAGAUAAACAGUAGUCUUUUAAACAAAAUAAUGGACGAUUCCCAUUUCAACUCAUCAUACUUUUGGUCUCCCGUCCCCACUGUACAAGGACAGAUCGAGAACACCAUGUUCCUGAACAAGGCAAAGGAGCAGCUGGGUCCAGAGAAGACCAGUGUGCCCUCUUACUCUCACUCCUCUGCGUCUACCACCUCCUCCCCCCACUACCCCACGGCUGUGCUCGCCAUUCCCGGUUCAGUGGACGCAGGGUCCGGGUUGCGGUUGGUCCCCAAACAGGAAGGAGGUGGGAGCACAGCAGGACUAGGUGGGGCUGGCGGCAUGAGUGCGCUCGGGGGACACCUGCACCAGUCGCACACGACCCAGAACAUCACCGUUGUGCCUGUUCCCUCGACAGGUAUCAUGACUGCAGACAAGAAGCAGGACAUGGCUAUCCCUCCUGCAGUUGUCAUGCCCACUCCGUCAAAGCGAGGCAGGAAGAGCAAACAGAUGUUGGGCAGAGUGGGUGGGGUCCUCCCUCCAGGAAGUGAUGCAUUAAUAUUGGCACACCUCGCUGCUGGUGGGCAGCACCACACUGCUGACCCAUAUGACCUGUCAAAUGAUGAGGAUGAGCAUACCAACAAAGAUGGACCCAAAUCCUACAGGUGUCGGAUGUGUGCAGUGACGUUCUUCAGCAAGUCAGACAUGCAGAUCCACGCCAAGUCCCACACAGAGGCCAAGCCCCACAAGUGCCCCCACUGCUCCAAAUCAUUUGCCAACUCCAGCUACCUGGCCCAGCACAUCCGCAUUCACAGCGGGGCCAAGCCCUACACCUGCACCUACUGCCAGAAAACAUUCAGGCAGCUCAGUCACCUACAGCAGCACACACGAAACCACACGGAGGCCAAGCCCCACAAGUGCCCCCACUGCUCCAAGUCGUUUGCCAACUCCAGCUACCUGUCCCAGCACAUCCGCAUCCACACCGGGGCCAAGCCCUACGCCUGCUCCUACUGCCAGAAAACAUUCAGGCAGCUCAGUCACCUACAGCAGCACACACGGAUUCAUACCGGUGACCGGCCGUAUAAGUGUAACCAUCCUGGCUGUGAAAAAGCUUUCACUCAGUUGUCCAACCUCCAGUCUCACCGUCGGCAGCACAACAAAGACAAGCCGUACAAAUGCCAUAACUGUAACCGUGGUUACACAGAUGCUGCCAGCCUGGAGGUGCACCUGUCCACACACACCGUCAAACAUGCCAAGCUGUUCUCCUGUGGCCUCUGUAACCGUUCCUAUACCUCAGAGACGUAUCUAAUGAAACACAUGAGGAAGCACAACCCCGACCCGCUAACAGUGGCAGCAACGGUAGCUGCUCAGCAGGCCCAGGGCCUUACGCCAGGCGGAGGCCGGGGCCGAGGCCGCGGCCGAGGGAGAGGUGCUGGUGGAGGAGGUGUGGGCAGAGCGGGCCAGCUCCAAAGCCAGACCAACCCUAACAACAACACCCAGAACCCUAACCCUGGGCCCCCAGGCAGCUACCAGCAGGCUACGGAAGCUGUGGUUCAAUGCCCGUUUGACCUGCACCAGUACAAGACAGUGUCGGCCAGCGAGAUCCAGUACAAACCAGUCACUGUGGCGGACCUGCCAGUGGCCCACAAAGACCUCUGCCUCACCGUCUCCACAUCAGCCAUACAGGUGGAGCACAUGAACUCAUAGGCUGCGUCUUCCCACUCUGUUCAUGGAAUUACUAAUUGCAUCAGCAGUGUAAAAAGAUCCAUAUAAACAAGUAGUUUCAUUAUAUUCAGUAUUAUAGUCUUCUUCAGCGGGGGGAAAUGGCUCGUAGGGUGGAAACCUUUACCAAUGUGAUGUUCAAAUUUACAAGUAGAGUUCAGAUUGCACCCUAUGCCAGGUCUUUUCCUUCAUUGUAAGAAGCUCUACUGCUGAGUACAACAUUAAAUUACUUUUUAGAACACAAAUAUUUUACAAUGUGCUUCUUGAUUCCUGAGCCCACUUGUGCCAAGGAUCUCCUAGUAGAAGUGCUGGUCUAGGACAAUGAGACAAGUGGUUUAUUGAACUUCAGACUGGAGCUACAUUCCUCCAGUUUGUGAAGACUUAACCAAAACAUAAUCUGGAUCACUUAUGGCUUUUUUUAAAUCAAUAUGAAUGAGAUAGAGAUUAAAUCCAGACCGGAAUUUCUCAAAAGCAUGUUCACCUUUAUUUCAACUAUAGGUCUAUGGAUCAGUUAUUAACUACACACUGAUCCAAAACCAGCAGUCCUCCUUGGAGUAUUUUGAUAAAAGAGGCUCACUGGUGACCCUUCUCUGUUUUUAUUCCAUUGCUUGCAGUAGGCACCAUUGGAGGAUGAAGAUAUAAAAUAUCUGUAAAAUUAAAAAUGACACUACUCUUUGGACAGUUAUGGUCCAGAGAAUAGUGACAUUUUUUAACACAGUCAGAUCACAUUAAUCUGAACAUACUCCAUUAUUUAGUUCAAGCCAAAACAAGGGAGAGACACAAGACAAGAAAUCAAUGAGGGAAUACUGUAGGGAAAGCCUAAGUAAAUAAGUUUAAAUAUGGCUUUUGAAUAACAUCUCUGAGAACAGAGAAGAGGGACAGGAGAAAGAAAGUUAGGUAUAUUAUUGGAUCAGGCUAAAACCUGGGGCUGAAUCAUAACGUGGUCACUUUACAAAUCAAGAUGUCCUUAUUUACGCUCACCACCCCUCAGACAGCGAGGAGUUUAGGAACCAACUUUGUUGGAGCCCAAAGAAUGGAUCAAGAGAGACAAACCUGUUCAAGAAUGCACUAAAUACGAGUCUGCAGCAGAGUGAGAAGAAAUAAUAACAGAGAAAAGAGGGUUUGUAGGGUGGCCGGGGUCAUAAAGAAAGCACUUGAUGAAGCUUGUACUUCAUGUCUAUGUUUGUCAUUGUACUUUUUUUUAAUAUAUGUAUGUAUUUUUCUACCAACCGAAACGUGUGAAAACUCAGAGAGAAAGCAAAGUGAUGCAUGAAUGUGAAGAGAACAGAGAGAAAAGUCCUAACAGAGUUUUUUUUUGUCCUAUUUUGUUUUGUUACUGUUGAAAGAAAGAGGCUGAUAUUCUCCAAUAGUAGUAAAGACAGCCCAUUUCGUUGGGGAAUUAAUGAUUGCGUGAUAAAAAAUGGCUGAUAGGUACUGUUAUCAAUCUUUUUUUAAAGAACUUUUCAUACAUAUUAUUACUACUUUCAUUAUACCUACUGCAAAUGUUAUCCACAUUAUCAAUCUGAGGCAUUAUUGUAUUGCAGUAUGAUGUACAUAACAUAGAUAGAAAAAACUUUUUCAUCUGUAAAAGGGAAGUAAGUCCUGUGUAAAGUGUAUAUGAAAACUAAAAGAACUCAAAUUAACAAGUACCAAAUCACUGUCUGUGUCCCAGGUCACCUUUAGUGCUGAAUGGACCAUAACCUCAAUGCUCAACAAAGCAUGCAAAAGAACAAAGAAAUUCAACAUUGAUCACCCAUGAUAAUUCCUUCAUUCAUAUUUUAACAAAUGAUUUAAAAGUAUAUCUUAAUGAUUAAAUAACAUAACAUGAAACUCGGUGACCUGGGACACUGCUGCCAUGUCUUUGUGCAUAAGCUAUCUCUACCCAAUCAAAAUGGUCAAACAGUCUUACAAAUGGAUGCUUGUCUUCAUGUAUACUCUGUGUAUUUCAUUGUCUUUUUAUGUAAAAUAACAGAUUCUCAAUAUUCUUGUUAAUGUUAUUACUGAUAUGCCUAAUUACAAUGCAGUUAUUAACUGCACUCUCAUGCUACACUCUUUCAGACUGUAUGCACAGUUACACCUCUACAUCUUCCCUUGAGGAGAAUAAAGUUGGAAAACAGUUUAUGA